UGACAAAUUGUUUACACGUCCGUCACGACGUGAAUAGGCGAAAAUUAAACUACUCGGCGAUCCGUAGUCACGGCGACUACCGGGAUAGGUUAGGUCUUCUUCUUGUAAUGGCCCAAAAAGUCAAUCCCAUUGGCCAGUUGUGGAUAUAGCACGUAACAAAGCCGCUGUUGAAAGAGUGAGAGAAUUAAUCGGAAGAGGACUACUUGAGAGAUAAAGCUAUAGUUGUCGUAGAUUUGUGCUUGAAAAACUCAAGUGUACGGUUCGACAACAACAGGUUAGAUGAACAAUGUCGCAAGAAAUGAAUAUUCUGUGUUGUUACUCUUGCAAGAUGUACCAAGUGCAUAUAGUUAAGAAAGCGCGCAAAUGGCAGUGCAAGUUGUGUGGUGAAAAACAGUCUGUGAAGCAAAUAUAUUUUCAAGGAUCUGGAAAAGAUUGUCGUCUCCAUGUUCAACGAUUGAAUUCUCUGAAAACAAACGAGUUAUUUUCUGCUGUAGUUUCUGAACAAGAUGUCAGUAACACUCAUUAUAACACAUCUUUAAAUGUUUCUGAGAUGUCAGGCAGUGACAAAGUCAUUGAAAGCAAGUGGACCAAAUAUUUGGAUUCGCCAAAAAAGAAACAGCCGUCUGAUACAGAAGACUCAUCUUCUGAAGAUAUUUGUCAAACUGAAAAUGUAAUAUCAGGUAACUUUUCACCGACGUUCAUACGGCAGGAGAGUUUCACGCAACGGAAAUAUGGCGAAAAAUCAGACGAAAUCUUGCGCUCCCUCUCGUCCCUCCUUCUUUCCAAGACUUCGAGCAACAUCGUAGUAAUCUGCUUCUGUUGGUGAGGGAUGUCGUUUCACAGAGAAAAGACAGUGGUCUUUUUUCCGAAAGGAGAGAUCGAUUCGAGGUCGCGAAAACAUUACACAUAACUUGGCUCCUGGUGAAACGAUCGCGCGAGUUUGCAUUCGCACGAGUGAGAAGUUUUGGGAGUGCCUCUCUCUCUCUCUCUCUCUCUCUCUCUCUCUCUCUUUCUCUCUCUCUUUCAGUUACCUGUGUUACACACACAGAUACACACACAUACACAUCGUCCGCUUGUUCGCGACGCGAUUUCGCCUCACGGUCCACGCGAUAAUUUAUCGCGUUUUCGGGCUUACUCGUGCAACGGUACCGUGACUCCACGAGAGACGCGGCCAGACAACGGCCACUUACAACAAGCAAGUGUUCUAUUUAUCCGUCGUGAAAUCCUGGCGGGAUGUUUAAGCGAACAAGUAGAUUGUACCUUUGAUGUCGAACCACAGCAACGGCAACGCCACAGCAUUCGCGCAGCGUUACCUCGUCUACAGCGGCAGGAAUUAUUACUCGCCAUUCGCGUGUUAUCCUUCUCUUUCCCCCUUCCCCUAAGAGCGGGGAUUUAUGUACAGAUCGCGAUAAUUAUAUAUUAUUCGACGGGGCACACUCAUCGACCGCUGGAAAGUGAAAUUAACGCGAUCGGCGAGAAGCAUCCUUGCGAAACGCAGGUAUAUCGGGCGCAUAUCAGCGCGUAGGGAAAUAAUUUCUGCAUAAAUGGUCGUUGGGAAAUGCGCGUAAUUGAGCUUCGAUAAUAGAGAUCGCUUAGAGUAUCAUUAGGUCGAGUCGUGAGAGGAUUGUCGUGCACGUGCUCGCGAAAGAAGAUCAAAAACAACACUAUUCAGUCGCUCUGAGCGUUAAGAGAGAAUUUUUAUUGGUAAAAUUAUAUAUAUAUAUAUAUAUAUAUAUAUAUAUAUAUAUAUAUAUAUAUAUAUAUCUUCCUCUCGCGACUCGACAUUUUUCACUUUUCUUUUUAAUAUCCAGAUGAAAAACUUUCCGCGAGUCAGAAUUGAGUAGAGAAAUGACGAUUCUUUCGCGACGACCCGAUAGAUAUGCGCAAUCGAGAGACUUACACGG
Messenger RNA from Odontomachus brunneus, 1904 nucleotides. Its product is annotated as MRN complex-interacting protein. Gene Ontology annotation, biological process: endoplasmic reticulum to Golgi vesicle-mediated transport; intracellular protein transport; mitotic G2 DNA damage checkpoint signaling. Bases 287 to 826 code for a protein of 179 amino acids. NCBI's taxonomy places the organism in Eukaryota, Metazoa, Arthropoda, Insecta, Hymenoptera, Formicidae. The transcript is spliced from 6 exons. Gene Ontology annotation, molecular function: chromatin binding; zinc ion binding. The record is from RefSeq and is a predicted model, not a curated record. Gene Ontology annotation, cellular component: nucleus; COPII vesicle coat.